This is a messenger RNA of Cavia porcellus (domestic guinea pig), 3318 nucleotides long. It is a transcript of the gene Dcbld1, whose product is annotated as discoidin, CUB and LCCL domain containing 1. Gene Ontology annotation, cellular component: plasma membrane. The coding region runs from base 622 to 2145 and encodes 507 amino acids. The record is from RefSeq and is a predicted model, not a curated record. The transcript is spliced from 12 exons. Gene Ontology annotation, molecular function: signaling receptor activity. Lineage: Eukaryota; Metazoa; Chordata; Mammalia; Rodentia; Caviidae.
CAACCUGCCAAGCACAAGAUGCCGUCAGCUGCUCAGCACUCCAUGACACAUUUCUGGGAAGUUUCUUGAAACACAAUUGUCAGAUAAAUUGAACUCUAAUUUAAAAAUGCACCUUUCUAGGAUUGCAAAGUGGUUUCUAACUCACCUAGACUAGUGCUAUCCAAUACAGUAACUGGCAAUGUGUAGCUACUGAAUACUUAACUGUGGCCAGCCCAGCUUGAGAGGUGGUGCAGGUGGGAGGCACAUCCCAGAUCCUGAGGCCACUGUGAGGGCUCACUGCUAACAUUUAUGCUCAUUACAUGAAAAAAAGAAUAGAAUUAACCCCAGCACUGGGACACUCAGACAGAGGAUCACUGCAGGUUUGAGGCCAGCCUGGGCUAUACAGUGAGUUCAAGGCCAGCCUGCAGUGCAUAGUGAGAUCAUGCCUCAGAAAGACAGAAUGAAAGAAAGGAAGAAAUUGGACCUACUGAAUUAAAUGGAAUAUAUUUCUAAUUUUGCUUCUUUUUCUUUUUUUUCUGGUACCAGGGAUUGAACUCAGGACUGCAUGCUUGCCAGGCAGGCACUUAUGCUGCUGAGCUAAUUCUCCAGCCCCUCUUUUUUCUUUUUAAUGUGGCUACUGGAAUGUUUACAUUUCCAUACAUGGUUUCCAUGACAACUCACUCUAUCAGACAGCGUGAAUGCUGGUGGAGCCAUCACACUCCACACAACACAAGAGCAGUGCUAAGCAAAUUCUGCCCGCCUGGUUGCAGAGACAUAGCAGGAGAUGUUUUUGGGAAUGCAGUUGAUGGCUACAGAGAUUGCUGCUAUGUGUUCCAGACCUCCCUGCUCUGCAAAGCCGCUAUCCACGCAGGAGUGAUCGCAGAUGAGCUGGGUGGCCGCAUCCACGUGCUGCAGCACCGAGGGCUGAGCCGCUACAAAGGAGGCCUGGCCAACGGGGUGCUGUCUAGGGAUGGCUCCCUGUCUGGAAAGCGCCUCCUGUUCACCUCCAGUGACUGCGGUGGAGCCCUGAGCUCAGACCCCUGGGUGCAGUUCCAGGCGUCCUCCUCCUGGCAGGGUGUCAGUGACACUGGACAGCCCGCUCUCUGGUCUCCUGGCCGAGCCCGACUGCAAGACCAAGGUCCAUCGUGGGCUGCGGGUGACAGCAGCAGCCACGAGCAACAACAAUGGCUGGAGAUAGACCUGGGGGAAGAAAAGAAAAUAACAGGAAUUAAGACCACAGGAUCCACACAGCCAGACUUCAACUUCUACGUUAAGAGUUUCGUGGUGAGCUUCAGAAGCAGCUCUCGAUGGAGGACCUAUAACGGAAUCAUGGGCCACGGGGAGAAGGUGUUCCAGGGCAACACCAAUUGCCAGGACCCGGUGCAGAACAACUUCAUUCCACCCCUCACGGCCAGAUACGUGCGGGUCCUGCCCCGUGCCUGGCACCAGCGGGCCGCACUGAAGGUGGAGCUCCUCGGCUGUCACAUCUCAAAAGGAGAUGAGUCAACAGAAUGGCCAGGAUCAAGUCCAGACACUGGGCUCUCAACUGAGGGAGAGGAACUACCCACGGGGCCCAACCCGACCCCCAAGGAGGAAGGACCCCCUGCUGGAGCAGGACUGAGCGUGACCACCGUGGCCACCCUGCUGGUCCUCCUGGGAGUCCUCCUGCUGGCUGCAGUGGGAGCCUUUGCAGCCUUCAGAAGGAAGAAGAAGGCAGGAAAUCCAUAUGCGUCUCCGGAAACUCGGAAAACAGGCUGUUGGAAGCCGUUCCAGCACCCGCUGGCCACACAUCUAUCAGCUGAGUUUACCAUCAGCUAUGACAACGACGACGAGGGCACAGACAUCCAGAAGGGAGACCUCCUCGCCAGUGCUUUGGAGUGUUACCAGACGCCCCUGGACGCCCUCGUCACGGACUCUGCCGCCAGGGCAGGAUCCACCUUCCGGCCCAUGGACGCGCAUGAGUACGCGCUGCCACUUACGCGCGCCCGGCCCGAGUAUGCCACACCCAUCACCACACCCCCUGCUGGAGGCCCCGCCCCCGGAUACCUUGUGCCAGCGCCCAAGGGGGACCUGAGCUACAACAGGCCUCGAGCCGGGAGUGCGGAUGACCACGCACGUGGAGGGCCGGCUGCAGUGAGCCAGGCCACGGACCACAGAGCUGGAUGAGUGACACCAUUGACGGCGCCUCCGCCCCACGCGUGACACCGAGCUUCCACGGGUGCACUGUGCGAUCUGUGGGCAGCCGUGUUUCUGUCUCGGGCGUGGGAGCGGCAUGAGCUCGCACUGUGAGCCUUAGCCCUUGCAGGGUGCCACGGAGAUGAGCACUGCACACCCCAGGGCGUGUCCUGACCUCGGGCACCGGGAGCCGUCCUCGGCGAAGCCCUUGGAAGCUUGGGAGGCACGUGGGGCCGGGCCCUCGCGACGUGGACCUGGGCCGCCCGGCCACGUGGCCCGGUGCGGACACGCAAGCCUGUGAGCAGCCUGGCGGGGUCUGAGUCCACGGAGGAGCCAUAGUGGCCUGAGAUGCGCUGUGACGAGAGCGACCCAGGCUGAGCCUAAGGGGCUCUGCUACCGAGGCGGCGGGCACAGCUGUCCUGGAGAAACGCGGCUCUGGGCCUCGGGUCUGGAGCCUUCCAGCGCCAUCGGCGGCCGCGAGAGUUCCCUCUUUCACCAAGGCGCAGCGCGCAUUUUGCUUUAUCGAGAGCGCGGACCCGAAAGUCUGCGCUGAAAGCGCUUAGCACGGAUUCCACGGUGGCGCGCCUCCGAGGCUCAGCACGGCGGCGGGCGCGGAGUGGGGCCUGCAUCCCGACCCCAUCAGGGGUUGGCGAUGCCUUCCUCCUGCAGUACCGCCCAAGCCCUCUGCUGGCCCGACUGUGAACUGCGGCUACGCCUUUUUUCGUUUCCUCCUGCUGUCUUAAGGCUGGGGAGGAAGCCUGGCUUGAUGACAGCUGGGUCCCUCCCCUGGGUGUCCCGAAGGAUCCAGCGGGGCUCCUGAGGUGGCGGACUCAGGGCCCGAGCCUGCGGAAGGACACUCACCAGACGCGAGGGCCGCAUUACUACAGAGCCAAUCAGAAACUGGAAGCUUAGCCGCUCAUUUGCAUGUAAGCACAGCUAAUCGAGGAGCACAGCUCCUGCUCACUAUGUGUAACUGGAAGCCCAGCCGCGUCUAGUUGACCGGGCUCUCACUGUGAACACGCGCCGGUGACGACUCUUCCCCACAUGUUAUUUUCGGGCAUUUUAGACAUGCAGGGUCUGUUUCCCUCGUCCUUUCUGCUAUCAUGCUGCAGAACACCCUGCUCUAACCCUUUAAUAAAGGGGCACUUCUGUCGCCUUUCCUCA